Colletotrichum orchidophilum is the source of this 1308-nucleotide messenger RNA. RefSeq lists its product as uncharacterized. The record is from RefSeq and is a predicted model, not a curated record. Bases 1 to 1308 code for a protein of 435 amino acids. NCBI's taxonomy places the organism in Eukaryota, Fungi, Ascomycota, Sordariomycetes, Glomerellales, Glomerellaceae. Gene Ontology annotation, molecular function: peroxidase activity. The transcript is spliced from 3 exons.
AUGAAGUAUCAAAUCAUCGUGCUGGCUUCGCUGGCCGCCUCGGCAGCUGCGUUCCCGUCCAUGGCAACCAAGGAAGACCUCGAGAACCUGAUCAAGCGCAACCCGGAACCUGUCGCCAACCCCGAGCCGCAGCUUCUCGGAAUCAUCGAAUCUCUCACCAACACCAUCACCGGACUUCUCGGCGCCGUCGCACAAGGCACAUUAAACCCGGCCAACAAGCGUCCGGAACCAGGGUACGAAUUCAUCGCCCCUGGUCUCAACGAUAGUAGAGGCCCCUGCCCGGGGUUGAACCUGCUUGCGAACCAUGGCUACCUGCCCCGCAAUGGUUAUGUCAACCUUGGCCAGGUCCUCGAAGCCACUGCUCGUGGUUUCAACAUGGGCCCUGACAUUGCAACUGUCCUGGGUGUCUUUGCCGUUCUCACCGACGGAGAUAUCGCGACUGAGUCGUUCUACUUGGGAGCUGGUCCAGGGGGUGUCGGCGGUCUGAACAGGCACUCCACUGUCGAGGCGGACAUUUCUCCCAACCGUGAAGACUUCUACAACGGAUGCGGUGAUGCUCAUCAUGUCUCGUCUCGUCUGUUCAAGCAGAACGUCGAUAUCGUAGCAAAGAGCGCAACGAAGCAGUUCGACCUGACCAACAUGGGUACACAGUACCAGCAACUGUCCACGUUUUCACAAAAGAACAACCCGUACCUCUACUAUUUCCCCUUCCCUUUGAUCGUCUCUCUCGGUGCCUUUGCCUUCUACCCUAACUUCUUCAGCAAUGGUACCUACGGACUCGGGGGCGUUGCCAACUACGAGUCGAUCUCGUCCAUCAUCGGAGCCAAAUACGAUAGCACCACAGGCGAAUUCCAAUACGUUCCCGAGACCUGGCCAGCCAACUGGUACCGUCGCGCAACACCAUAUACCGCAGCCCAGACUGUGCUGGAGGGUCUCCUCGUCUACCUCCGCAACCCCGUCACCCCAGCCAUCCCGCAGCUCGGCACCGGAAACCUCAACGCCACGACUCUUCUCUGCGGUGUGUACCAGAGCAUCAACUCCAUGGUGCCGCUUUUCGUCGCGGGCACCACGGAGGAGGUGGCUGCUGCGACUACUUGGGCCAUCUCCAAGCUUGACCCUUACUUUGGCAAUACUGUUCUUGGGUGCCCGACCAGCGUUCUCUCACCGAAUGGCCCUAGCCUUUUGUUCCCCAAUGCCAGCAGCCAGGGCGGUCCGCUCAGCCCUCCCCCUAGCGUGGCUAAGCACGUUGGUAAUAACGUGUACUACAAGACGUACUUCACUUCAGCACCGGUUACUCCGGCAUGCUGA